UCUACAUCUUCUGAAGUAUUACUAUUUCCUCCUCUGUUCUGUAUUCUUCCACCAUGGCCAAAAUCCUUCAAAGCGUCACCGUUUUCCUCAUCGUGAUUCUCUUCACCAUCCUCCUCUCCUCGGACAUUUCCUCCGCAAAUCAUGAGACCUUCUCUACUCGCUUAUCUCCAUCAAAGCUCGGCCUCAAAAAACAGAAGCUAACCAAACUUCACUUCUUCUUCCACGACAUUCUCAGCGGCCCAAACCCCACGGCCGUCCGAGUUGCAGAGGCGACCGUGACGAACAAAUCCUCAACAUUAUUCGGUUCCGUGUUCGUGAUUGACGACCCGUUGACCGUCGGACCCGAAGUCAACUCGACGGUGAUCGGAAAAGCUCAGGGGAUUUACUCGUCCGCGUCGCAGAGCGAAAUUGGGUUGUUGAUGGUUCUGAACUUUGCGUUCACGGAAGGGAAGUACAAUGGGAGUAAUCUGAGCGUUUUGGGGCGGAACGCGGUGCUUUCCGGCGUCAGAGAGUUUCCGAUCGUCGGCGGAAGCGGGCUUUUCCGAUUUGCCAGAGGAUACGCAAAGGCCAAGACUUACUCUUUCGAUCUGAAAACCGGCAACGCCGUCGUUGAGUACAACGUCUACGUUUUUCAUUAUUGAUGCUAUACAUAUAUAUAUAUAUAUAUAUGCGCACGCGUAUGUAUAUACAUACAGCUAAACAUGAUAUUCGGAGAUUUUUAUUUUUAUUUUUAGUUUGAGAGAA
Carica papaya (papaya) is the source of this 744-nucleotide messenger RNA. Lineage: Eukaryota; Viridiplantae; Streptophyta; Magnoliopsida; Brassicales; Caricaceae. The record is from RefSeq and is a predicted model, not a curated record.